Diospyros lotus (date-plum) is the source of this 2537-nucleotide messenger RNA. Its product is annotated as probable E3 ubiquitin ligase complex SCF subunit sconB. Gene Ontology annotation, molecular function: protein binding. Lineage: Eukaryota; Viridiplantae; Streptophyta; Magnoliopsida; Ericales; Ebenaceae. The transcript is spliced from 8 exons. The coding region runs from base 146 to 1639 and encodes 497 amino acids. The record is from RefSeq and is a predicted model, not a curated record.
AUCUUGAAAUUUAUUUUCUCUCGGUGCAAUCUCAAUCUGCCGACUGAAUUCCUGGGACUGAAGGUCGGUGUGUCGCGCGAGUCGAUCGCUAUUUGGCGCCGUAUUGAUUGUGGCAUCAAGGAUUUGUCGGAAAUUUUAGAAGAAGAUGGUGGAGCCUUCGUCUCCUUCAACCACAGCCAUUACGGAUCUCGAUGACGACUCGCUGGUGCACUGUGCGAGCUCUCUCAGCCUCCAAGACGUUUCUAACAUGGCCAUGUCCUGCAAGCACCUUCGACGAGUCGCCUAUUCCGAUUCCAUCUGGCAACGCUUUUCCAGGGAGCAGUGGCCAGAAGAAUUACAUUCUGGAUUUCCAAAAACAUCAAGUAUGAGGGAAACAUACUUGGCUAGGCACACUGAUUUGCAGCAGUUUAAGUUUGUUGAUCCCUUUUUGGCAGACUUCUAUAUGGAAGCAAAACCUUACAACCAUUUACUUUUGAACAAAAAUGACAUCAUUUUUUCUCAGGGUUCACUAGUACACAUGUUGAGGAUUGACAGCUUUCUAAAUGGAAGAGAUUCCCUUGUAACACUUAGUGAUCAUAAUGCAAGAAUUACUUGUAUGCGAUUGUUUCCCAUUGAUGAAACAUCUUUAUUUAGAAGCAAGACACAGAGAAACGAAAAUGUUUUGGUAACCUCAAGCUAUGAUCACUCUAUCCGUCUGUGGUGGAAGGGAAGUUGCCAAAGAUGUUUCAGAGGUCAUAAUGGCCCGGUUUCCAUCCUGUCAGAUAAGUUGCUGGAUGAUGGUAGUGGAAAAAUAUUUGCUAGUGGAGGUGUUGAUGGUACUGUUCGCCUGUGGUCCCUCAGCUCUAGUGGAAAGCGUGGCCAACAAGCUUUAAAGGCUACACUAUUUGGGCAUGAAAAACCUGUAGUGCUCAUGUCAGUUGCCGGGCACAAAACUUCUCUUUUAGUGAGCAUAUCGAAAAAUUCUAAGGUGAGAGUUUGGGAUACAACAGCAUCAUCCGCUGUUCGUUCUUCUUGCUGUGUGGGAGUCACAUCAGUACCUGGUCAGCCUGUGGCUAUGAAAUGCCAUGAAUCAUUAGUUUAUGUAGCUUCCCGUUCCUCUGUUGAGGCCAUUGAUUUGAGGACAAUGCAGAAAGUUAUUACGGCAGCCAUCAGCCAAUCAGAAUUGCACUCAUUUGAGAUUAUGCCCUCAAAAUCCCUAAUCUGCACAGGUGGAAUUGACAGAGCAAUGCUUUGGGAUAUAAGGAGAAGCUGUGGGACAUCCAAGGCAGAAUCGAUAGCAGAGUUAGAGGGGCAUACAGGUGCAGUGAUGCAUGUGCACAUGGAUCCAUAUAAAAUAGUUACAGGAGGACCAGACGAUCCUUAUGUUCAUGUUUGGGAGACCAACACUGGCGUGCAAACAAACUCUUUAAGCUGCUCCUUUCCGGAUGUUUUGGGCUCUGGCACCGGUUGCUCUGCGAUGGCUGUGAAUGGCCGUCGAAUUGUCACUGCUAGUCAUGGUGAAGAAUUGGGUGGUAUUCGCUACAGGGACUUCACUAAUGCUACUCAUCACGUUUCCUCCAGCUGCACCGAGGCUGCCUCAAAGUUUUGGGAUCCACAACCUUACAGCGACAGCGAUAGCAACGAGUAUGAUGGACCUUAGAUUUUUCUGGCGUAAUAACUAUGCUCUUUUCAGUGUGGAAGUUGCUGUUUUGAAAUUUUGUGUCAUUGAUUCCAGCCUAUGGAUCAAUCCGGAACCAGUAUAGGCAUGUCUUGUAAGUGGUGGUGGUCAUACGGCUUGAAAGGAUUCCAACAGUAAAGUAAGAAUUAUAAGGUGGGGUUCAUCAAAGAUUUUGGGGGCGGUGGAAAUGAAAAGCUUCAAGCCAGUUUCUUGCUGAUUUCCCAGUGACAGAAAAUGAGAAGCAAAGGGAGAAAGUGCAAUUUUGCUAAUCACUACUCAGCAUGCAGCUCCCCUAAUGUCAGAUGCUAUUGGAGAAAUUAGUUUUGUUACAAACAAUUGGACUGAUAUUCUGUGACGCAGUAUGUUCAGAGAAACAUGCAAUCUGACAGCCAAUAAAGGCUUCAAUAGCGAAGAACAAGGAGUUAGGGUUUUUGUUAUGGAAAAUGCUUUUGUAGAAUGAGGGUCACACCUUGGGUUACAUACAGGUGUUCAAAUGACCAAAAUGACCUCACAAAAAUUGCAAAUUUGUUUCUCCUGCCCUUGGGUGUCUCCUCUCUCAUUUUCUUUCCACGGUCGCUUGCUGUAAUCGCUGGUUGUUGCCUUCUUCUCAUUGACUGUCGCCUUCCCUCACCUUGCGUCGAUCGUUGCAGAGAGGGAGGAUUCACGACGAUCGGCAUGAAAUGAGGCAACAAGAGGAAGGCGACAACCGACGAUUGCAGCGGGCAACCGUGAGAAGAAGGGGAAAGAGAGAAGGCAACAAAGGGUAAAGGAAAUAAAUUUGUAAUUUUUGUGAGGGUAUUUUGAUUAUUUAUGUGCUUGAGUGUAAUUCAAAGUAUAGGACCGAGUAUAUAAUAAAAUAGUCCCUUUGUUAUAAAAUAAA